This is a messenger RNA of Lates calcarifer (barramundi perch), 1641 nucleotides long. It is a transcript of the gene dusp23b, whose product is annotated as dual specificity phosphatase 23b. Lineage: Eukaryota; Metazoa; Chordata; Actinopteri; Centropomidae. The record is from RefSeq and is a predicted model, not a curated record. The transcript is spliced from 3 exons. Bases 310 to 765 code for a protein of 151 amino acids. Gene Ontology annotation, molecular function: protein tyrosine/serine/threonine phosphatase activity. Gene Ontology annotation, biological process: cilium assembly; protein dephosphorylation.
UCACCAUCAACAAGUUAGUGUUGAUUUUGCCUUUCAAAACUGAUUUCCAUUGACAGUUGCUCCACAUUGAUGGAUCGACUGGCUUAUCUUAGUACUGCUCCACCUAGCAUUGCAACAGACAUAAGCUCUCCUCGGCUAUAUAAUAUAGUUGUGGCUGCUUUUACUGUAGUCAGCGAACUGAGGGUUUCUCUCAUUCAACUCAGUAAAAGUAGCUUGACGGCUAGUUAGGUAGCACCAGCUGGAGAAGCAGCGCAGGAUUAAUUCAUUACGAAGUAAAAGCUCUUUGUUUCUCUUCUCAGUUUGACCACCAUGACCUCCUUUCCCCCAAAUAACUUCUCCUGGGUCGAGCCAGGCAAACUGGCCGGACUGGCGCUGCCCAGGAUGACAUGUGAAUACCAGUACCUGCUGGACAACGGUAUCAAACACCUGGUUUGCCUAUGUGAGAGAAAACCACCGUACCACGACACGUGCCCAGAGUUACAGCUGCACCACAUCAAGAUAGCUGACUUCACUCCUCCUUCACCGAGUCAGAUUGACAGAUUCCUCUCCAUCGUGGAAGAAGCCAACUCCAAGGGGGAGGGUGUGGCAGUUCACUGCAUGCAUGGCUACGGGAGAACAGGUACCAUGCUGGCCUGUUACCUGGUGAAGACGAGGAAGAUUUCAGGCAUCGACGCCAUCCAGGAGAUCCGCAGACUGAGGAAAGGUUCAAUUGAAACUUACGAACAAGAGAAAGCAGUGGUGCAGUUUUAUCAGCGCACCAAAUAACUUUGAUUAUUACAGUUAAUAAGAACAAAAUAAUGGUAAGACUUGCCUCGGUUUUACUCCUAAAAUAAUACUUUAUUAUCUUGGAAUAGGAAAAAACAAAAUAAAAUGAUGCUAAAACAAGCGACAACUCAAAAACUGAAAGUCCUGAAAGACAGUAAUGAACUCAAAUGUUGAAAUUACCCACAGCUUGCUCCUGGGACAUUUAACUAAGACAAAACAUUAUUACAGUUAAUACAUACGCACACUGCCUUUUUAAAUGGUACUGUAUACUGUCAUUUCUGCUAGCACAUUAUUAUUUUUCUUUAUAUACAAAUGUUGUUCUUCUGUGGUUUCCAUUAACUCAGCUUUAACCUUUAUGCACUGGACGCCAGGGAAAAGAGGCGUUGACGCUCCUUGAAUGUGAGCUUUUCAGGAGCCAUCGUUCUCUUGAUUUUCUCCUCCUGGUUUCUGCGAAUAAACAAAUAUAUGAGCAAAAAUACUUGAAUUUUAUCACUGAUGGUGGAAUUAUUUAUGGGGACACAAACAGAUAAAAUUGUAAUUACAGAUGUAUUUUACUCAGGGAUUUCUUUUCAAACACUUGUAAAGUGGAGAGAAAGAAAUUAAAGGCGCGGCAUAGAUUAAUAAGCUUGUUGUGAUAGUACACAGCUGUGCAUAUACAUAUCUGUGUCAUUAGGUUAUCAUGAGUAGAAAUGCUGCAUAAAUAGAUUUAUUUUAGGCUUGAUUUAAUUUCAGUGUUUUGCUCCAGUUGCCAAAAAAUGUAAACUCACUCUUUUGAUGCCACUUUGUGAACGUCUUCAGUCAGUCCAGUUUGUCUUUGACCUGCCAAACACAUAGAAAUGUUGCAACAGAAAAUAAAGAAAAUAUAUAUUUGAUGGA